Molecule: messenger RNA, 1713 nt
Organism: Cavia porcellus (domestic guinea pig)
Lineage: Eukaryota; Metazoa; Chordata; Mammalia; Rodentia; Caviidae
Product: isochorismatase domain-containing protein 2
Exons: 8
Coding region: 85-1383 (432 amino acids)
Cellular component (GO): cytoplasm
Source: RefSeq, a predicted model, not a curated record
CACCUGGCAGCCGGGCCCCUCUACAGUGCAGGUCCCAGGGACUGGGGCCCCUUGCGGCCAGCAGGGACCCGGAGCACCCCGGCCAUGCACCCCGGAGCCCCCGCAGGCCCUGGGGUCUCAGAGCCCGGCCCCCUCGAGCUGUGUGCCUUCGUGAGUGGGGCGGCUGCACACAUGCUGCGGGCCCUGCAGCCCCGACGUUCCCGGACCUCCAAGAGAAGGCCCAACCACCGGAGAUUCCUGCACAACCAGAUCUGCAGGCAGUUCAGCAAGAUUGAGGCCGCCACCCAGCGUCUGGCCCUGUCCAUCCUCUGCCAGGAGGCGCCUGCCCAGAGACCACCACCCCGAAGACCGCCCUCACCCUCUCCGUCCCCCUUCCUGGGGGUGGCCUGUGCCGCGGCCCCCGCGGAGCUGCCCCACGCUAGGCUCGGCCUGAGCCUGGCUGCCCUGGACGCCUCCCCGCUCGACUUGUUUGAUGAUAUCGUGCUCCCCGCUGAGGGUCCCCCGGUUUCCUGGGACCCCCUGACCGCGGAGCCCAUCCAGCCGGCUCCCAACCUGACCCGGGCCGAGCCCCUUGCGCCCCGCGCCCCGGAGGGAGGCGCCGAGACCAGCGCUGUGCCCUGGGGCUGGCCUGAAGGGCCUGCCUGUCGUCGUUCCUGCUCCGAAAACAGCCUCUUCAGCCUUGGAGGGCGCCUCCCUCUGUCUCUGGCCCCAAGAGUAACCGCUGUCUGGACCUCUGUCGCCCCAUACUGGUUUGGCUGGGCUCUGACCUUGGAAAUGGCAGCAGCCAGGUUGGGCCGCAUCCUGCCGGGCUCGUCCAUCCUGUUCCUGUGUGACAUGCAGGAGAAAUUCCGCCGCAGCAUCGUGUAUUUCCCAGAGAUCGUUUCUGUGGCCGCACGGAUGCUCAGGGUGGCCCAGCUGCUGGAGGUCCCCACCGUGCUGACCGAGCAGUACCCCCAAGGCCUGGGUCCCACUGUGCCAGAACUGGGUGCCAAGGGCCUCCAGGCCCUUAGCAAGACCUGCUUCAGCAUGGUGCCUGCUGUGCGGCAGGAGCUGGACAGCCGGCCCCAGCUGCAGUCCGUGCUGCUCUGUGGCAUUGAGGCGCAGGCCUGCAUCCUGCACACAGCGCUUGAUCUGCUGGACAGGGGGCUGCAGGUCCAUGUGGUGGUGGAUGCCUGCUCCUCUCGAAGCCAGGUGGACCGGCUGGUGGCACUGGCCCGCAUGCGGCAGAGUGGGGCCUUCCUCUCCACCAGCGAGGGGCUCAUCUUGCAACUCGUGAGCGACGCUGCCCAUCCCCAGUUCAAGAAGAUCCAGGACAUCAUUAAAGAGCCCGCCCCGGACAGCGGGCUGCUGGGCCUUUUCCAAGGCCAGAACCCCCUUCUUUGAUUCACGCGGAACUCUGACUUGAGGAGAGCCCACUCUUCUAGUCACCAUAACCUAGGCGGAAGCACUCCCCCUCCCAUCCCUGGAUCCCAAGAGUGGUGCGGUCCAUCUGGAGUACCGCCCCCUCAGGGGAGGGAGGCGGGGUUCUGUCUUCUCACUGGGUAGCGGCUCCAGGAAAUGCAAAUGAGACUCCCGGGCUUGGUGGGAAUUGGCUGAGAGCGAGGUGGAGGUGGGGCUCUGCCCUGGGCCACUUCACGCGGCAGGGAGGAGAGGGGGACGUGUCACUGAUUGUGGGACCCGCGCUUGCGGAAUAAACAUUGAUGUGACUCUGGA